GGUCAGGGGCAGUCCUAGGCCAGCUGUGGGCUCGGCAGCCGCGGGGCCGCAGAGGGCAGGGCUUUGGCGAGGGUCUGAAUUCUGCAGAGUCUGGGACGAAGGUCGCAGGAGAGGUCAGGCUCGGGCGCGCGCCGUGUCCCCGCGCACCCCGCCCGUGCAUGGGGGUCCUCGGCCUGCCGGUGGUGGCCGCGGCCCUGCGGAGCGUCUGGGGAGCCCGGAGCCUGGGACCGCGCCGCCUCUGGUACCGAUGCCCUCUCACGGAGCCCCUCGCGCGCGUGCACCCAACUCCGUUUCUCCCACAGCUGGGGGUAAACUUCUGUGGCUUGGCCCCCAUGGCCCAGAAUGAGAAGGCCCUCGUCGCCGUCGCGGGGGGCGUCAAGGAGGAGCCGGACAAGAAGUCCCGGAACCGGCAGGGCAGAAUCAGGGUCUGGGAGGAAACGGACCAGAAGGUGAAGAAGCUCAAGACCAGUGAGGAGGCUGAGGGGCAGAGCAAGAAGCUGCCCAAAAGGAAGGUGGUGCUGCUGCUGGCUUACUCUGGCAAGGGUUACCAUGGCAUGCAGAGGAACGUCGGGUCCUCGCAGUUCAGGACUAUUGAAGACGACCUGGUGGCUGCCCUCGUCCGGUCGGGCUGCAUCCCUGAGAGCCAUGGGGAGGACAUGAAGAAGAUGUCUUUCCAGCGUUGUGCACGCACAGACAAGGGCGUGUCUGCUGCUGGCCAGGUUGUGUCCCUGAAGGUGUGGCUGAUUGAUGACAUCCUGGAGAAGAUCAACAGCCACCUCCCGUCUCACAUUCGGAUUUUGGGCCUGAAGCGCGUCACGGGCGGCUUUAACUCCAAGAACAGGUGUGACGCCAGGACCUACUGCUACAUGCUGCCCACCUUUGCCUUUGCCCACAAGGACCGGGAUGCGCAGGACGAGAGCUUCCGGCUGAGUGCCGAAACACUGCAGCAGGUCAACAGGCUGCUGGCCUGCUUCCAGGGUACACACAACUUCCACAACUUCACAUCACAGAAGGGGCCCCAGGAGCCCAGCGCGAGGCGCUAUGUCCUGGAGAUGCGCUGUGGGGAGCCCUUCCUGCGGGACGGCCUGGAGUUCGCCGUGAUCACUGUCAAGGGCCAGAGCUUCAUGAUGCACCAGAUCCGCAAGAUGGUGGGGCUGGUAGUGGCCAUUGUGAGGGGCCACGCCCCCGAGAGCUUGCUGGCCUGCAGCUGGGGCCUCACCAAGGUGGACGUGCCCAAAGCGCCGGGCCUCGGGCUGGUGCUGGAGCGGGUGCACUUUGACAAGUACAACCAGCGCUUCGGCGGCGACGGGCUGCACGAGCCACUGGACUGGGCGGCGGAGGAGGGCGCCAUCGCUGCCUUCAAGGAGCGGCACAUCUUCCCCAGCAUCGUGGAGGCAGAGCGGCAUGAGCACUCCAUGGCGCGGUGGCUCAGCACACUGCCCGUGCACGACUUCCACGCCUCUGCCGUCGCCGCAGCCAGCCCUGCCUCCAAGGUUCCCAGCCCCAUGGGGGGCAGUGACGAGGGGGAAGGAGACACCGACUGAGAGGCCCUGGAGGCUGCCCCUCCAGGACCAGGAUGCCUGCCUGACCCUCACAGUGGGGGCAAGGAUCUGGGCCACGUGCUCCAGACACAUCUGCACUGCCGGCCCACUCUGACACUCAGGGUCCCAGCGUGCCACAGCACUCUGACUCUUGACUCCAGCGCCACCCACCUCUACAUAGCGCCUUUGCCGAGUGCCCACCUCUGCAGGAGAGGCCCUAUUUUUUUAGAGACGAUUUUCUUAUUAAAAUAUGAAUUUUAUGAACGUGA
Molecule: messenger RNA, 1810 nt
Organism: Echinops telfairi (small Madagascar hedgehog)
Lineage: Eukaryota; Metazoa; Chordata; Mammalia; Afrosoricida; Tenrecidae
Gene: PUS1
Product: pseudouridine synthase 1
Exons: 6
Coding region: 159-1544 (461 amino acids)
Biological process (GO): mRNA pseudouridine synthesis; tRNA pseudouridine synthesis
Cellular component (GO): nucleus
Molecular function (GO): pseudouridine synthase activity; RNA binding
Source: RefSeq, a predicted model, not a curated record